This is a messenger RNA of Dentiscutata heterogama, 1147 nucleotides long. Lineage: Eukaryota; Fungi; Glomeromycota; Glomeromycetes; Diversisporales; Gigasporaceae. The record is from the annotation of a GenBank genome assembly.
ACAAAAUUGGAUUAAUGGUCGACAUAAACAUAUAUCUUUUCAAGGUCAUGGCAAUAACGUUGUUACAUGUCUUCAAUUUGAUUCCGAAAAGAUAAUUUCAGGUUCUGAUGAUCAAUGCAUCAAUGUAUAUGAAACUUCAACGGGUAAAUUAAUUAAUCGACUUGAGGGUCAUGAUGGUGGUGUAUGGGCAUUACAAUAUGUUGAUAAAACGUUAGUAUCCGGUUCUACUGAUCGAACCGUGAGAGUGUGGGAUCUUGAAAAAGGCAUUUGCACUCAUGUUUUCCCGGGGCAUACGAGUACUGUUCGAUGUCUUCAAAUUAUAAUGCCACAAAAUGUUAAUACGAAUCCUAAUGAGCCACCAAUUGUUGAACCACCAGUUCCUUUGAUAGUUACAGGUUCAAGAGAUUCCACUUUAAAAGUUUGGCGCUUGCCAAACCUUGAAAAAAAUGAUCCUCAUUAUCAGCCUACAAUUCCGUCAUCACCAUCCGACAAUUCUCAAUAUACGGACAAUAAUCCUUAUUUUGUUCGUACGCUUCAGGGACAUUCGCAUUCAGUUCGAGCUUUAGCAGGAGUUGGAAACACUUUAGUAAGCGGAAGUUACGACUGUUCUGUAAGGGUUUGGAACAUUAUGACUGGUGAAUGCCUUUGGCGAUUAAUCGGACAUACACAAAAGGUAUAUUCUGUCGUAUUAGAUGCAAAACGAAAGAGAUGUAUGAGUGGAAGUAUGGAUGGUACAGUAAAGGUAUGGAGCUUAGAGGAUGGGACAAUUGUAUGGACUUUAGAAGGUCAUUCUUCCCUUGUCGGUCUUCUCGAUCUUUCUCAUGACUAUCUUGUUUCCGCUGCUGCUGAUUCUAGUCUUCGCAUAUGGAAUCCUGACGAUGGAACUUGUAAACAUGUUUUGACAACACAUUCUGGUGCCAUUACAUGUUUCCAACAUGAUGAUAGCAAAGUCAUAUCAGGAUCUGAUGGAACUCUUCGAAUGUGGGAUGUUAAGACAGGUCGUCAACAACGAAAUUUAUUAACUGGUUUAAGUGGAGUCUGGCAAGUUAAAUUCGAUGAACGGAGAUGUGUUGCUGCAGUUCAAAGAAAUUCUGUAACGUGGUUUGAUGUUUUCGACUACAAUGAAAAUUUUCAAUAUCCAUCAUAA